AUGGAACCAUCAAGUGCAAACACGGGCUUCAUCCAGCAACAGCCCAUCAUCAAGAACCAGUUUCACGAAGAUGUCAGUCUCCAGCGGAUAGCCAAACUCUACCUCCCUCCUUCCCUUCUCGAGAAAGUCACCCCCGAGAUCUCCCGCCUAGGCGACGCCGUUCUCUCCCAGCAAAUCUUCGACUGGAUCACCGACGCCGAGCGCAACACCCCUUACCUCCGCGGCUCAGGGCGCGACGCCUUCGGCCGCCCCAAACAGGAACUCAUUGUGACCGAAGGCUGGCGCAAGCUACAAGAGUUCGGCUUCGCCAACGGCGUCGUGGCCAUCAACUACGACAGUAGCUCGCCGUCUAACGGCCCCUACUCGCGGCUGAUCCAGUUCCUCCGCUGCCACCUCUGGGAAGCCUCGUGCGCCAACACCAUGUGUCCGGCCGCGAUGCAGGACGGCGCCGCCCGUUUGCUGCAGCGCCACCUGACCACCCCCCAACUGGCGGCGAACCUAUCUGAAACCGAAAAGAGCGUCUUCCAAAACGCCUACGACCACCUCACUUCGCGCGACCCGGCCUACACCUGGACUUCAGGCCAAUGGAUGACGGAACGCACCGGCGGGUCGGACGUGUCCCAGACCGAAACCGUCGCUACUUAUUCCCCUUUUCCCGCGGGGCAUCCAGUCCCAUUAGCCUCCAAAGAAGAAAACAUGCCCUUGGGUCCUUGGUCCAUCUCAGGCUUCAAGUGGUUCUCCUCCGCCACCGACAGCCAAAUGACCAUCCUCCUCGCCAAGACGCGUCCAGGCAUGGGAGUCUCAGCCUUUUUUGCUCCGAUGCGACGAUGGAAUCCCGAGCUAGUUUCGCCCACAUUCACCGGAACCGGGGCCACAGGCGGCGGCGGCACGGAACUCAACGGGGUGACCAUCUCCCGCCUCAAGACCAAGUUCGGCACAGUUAGUUUGCCGACUGCCGAACUAGAGCUGAAGGACAUGCGCGGGUGGUUAAUUGGCCAAGAAGGGGAAGGCAUCAAGGAGAUCUCGACGAUUCUGAACAUCACGCGGGUACAUACGACUGUUUCGUCGAUGGGAUACCUUGGGCGCGGCAUAGGUGUCGCCAAAGCGUAUGCGCUCGUCCGCGAAGCUGGCGUUGGAAAGGGCCGUCGAUUACCUCUUUACAAACACCCAUUGCACAUGCGCACGUUGGCUGAUUUGACGGCUGAAUAUCACGGGCUGAUGUUACUGACUUUUUAUACUUUGUAUAUCUUGGGACUGGACGAACACCUUUCCUCCUCUUCUUCCCCUCCUGUAGUCCCCCCUCCCAUCCACCCCUUAACACCCCCCACCCCCAAAGUUUCCCCCCUCCUCCGCACCCUCUCCUCCCUCCACAAGUCCUUCAUCUGCCACUCCACCAUCCCCCUCUCCUUCAGCUGCAUGGAAUCUCUCGGCGGGCUAGGCUACCUCCUCAACUCCGACUCCGAACACCUCAACCUCUCCCGUCUCUUUCGGGACGCCUGCGUCGGCGCCAUCUGGGAAGGCACGACGGACGUCUUGGCUUCCGAUACUCUCCGGGCGCUCAAACAUCCCUCGGCAGGGGUGAAAGCUCUAGAGUGGUUGGUUGAGACGGGAUUAGCGGCUUCAAUUAAAAAGGUUUGGGAGGGAUUGAAGAAAAAGUUUCUGGACAAGGGAAAGAAACAGCAGGAGGAGGAGAAGUUGGUGUCGGAGGCGAGAGGGCUAACGCAUCGGUUGGCGGAGGUGGUGAUUGCGGUUUUGUGGGUGGUUGAUGCGAGGGUUAGGCCGGGGAGGGAGGUGGAGGGGAUGAAGAGGAGGUGGAUGGCUAAACAUGGGUUUGGGCCUAGUGGUGGUGGUGAUGGGGAGGAGGAGGACGUGAAGGUGGAGGGAGAUGGACUGGAGUUGGAUUUGGCAAUUGUUUAUGGGGAGGGAGGGCCGAAGGGGGUUGUUGAGGGUGGGAGUGUACCGGGGGUUUCGAAACUUUGA
This is a messenger RNA of Neurospora tetrasperma FGSC 2508, 1980 nucleotides long. RefSeq lists its product as uncharacterized. The transcript is spliced from 3 exons. Bases 1 to 1980 code for a protein of 659 amino acids. Gene Ontology annotation, molecular function: oxidoreductase activity, acting on the CH-CH group of donors. The record is from RefSeq and is a predicted model, not a curated record. NCBI's taxonomy places the organism in Eukaryota, Fungi, Ascomycota, Sordariomycetes, Sordariales, Sordariaceae.